This is a messenger RNA of Hymenoscyphus albidus, 1051 nucleotides long. Lineage: Eukaryota; Fungi; Ascomycota; Leotiomycetes; Helotiales; Helotiaceae. The record is from the annotation of a GenBank genome assembly.
AUGGACGCAUCCAUGGGAGCGGUCGAAGAAGGUAAGUGGUUCCAACGUGCAGACACGUUUUGGUAAAGGGAAAGGCUGACAUGUAUCCAUAGGAGCUCAUGCCUUUGGAACUGACAUCCAUAUUACUAAGGAUGGAGUUUGUGGUGAUACUUUGGUCAAGUCAAGAAACCGGUUGGCCUGAAACUUUGGUAAGCUCCCCAGCUCGCAGACUUUACUCUUAACUUCACAAACUAAUAAUGUAUUCAGUCGCCCUCCGUUCCCUCCCUAUACUCCUAUCACCACCUUAGCCACCGACCGUGGUCGAGAAGCGACAAGGCUUCAUGGGUUUGAGAGAGCCCACCGUCCAUUACACACCGGUGAGGCUGGUGAGCGUCCUGACUGAGACUCUCUUCUCACCUCUGUCCAUACAUUCGGUAAUGAAGUUGAGGAUAUCAGGAUUGGCGAGGAGAUGGAAGCAAUAGAUAGGGAUAAUCGAUUUUUGGUUCCAAGAGAGGUUGUCUUGUCGGUGUGUGGAGAGAGAAUUUCGUGGUGUAAGUAUAGCAGAGCGGAUCAAAUAAUCCCCAUUCUUCAACUCAUGGCUAAAGAUUUAUGUGACUUUUGACAUGUGUGUCCGCAAUGACAUUAAACUAUAACCAUCUCGCAGAUCAGCGAAUACAUCGUCAUCAAUACCAGGCCAGAUAUAUCUUGGCUUGCUGGGCUGGGGUCUGAAGGUAAGAAACUCUUUCCUCUCCCAUAAACUUGUGUGAAUACUUACAGGUACAACCCGAACAGAACUCCAGCCCAGCUAAGUCUUGAACGUGUUCAUGAACAGAAUCGCCUAGAUAUCUCUGGGCUGGGGAUCUCCAGUAAGAAUCUUCUUCCCCCUGGAUGAAGUUUUGUAUAUGCUGACAGUUGUGAUUCGAAAGGAGCUCCAGCUCAGCUAAGCCUUGAACGUGUUCAUGAGCAGAAUCGCCUGAACACUUCAAACAAAGAUUACUUAGCUGAGCUAAUCCCCGGCCCGGAGAAUCUCAUCCUCACAGCAGCUAUUACAACUGUCUCGACGACCCCUUGA